Carcharodon carcharias (great white shark) is the source of this 1022-nucleotide messenger RNA. Its product is annotated as urokinase plasminogen activator surface receptor-like. Lineage: Eukaryota; Metazoa; Chordata; Chondrichthyes; Lamniformes; Lamnidae. The coding region runs from base 82 to 795 and encodes 237 amino acids. The record is from RefSeq and is a predicted model, not a curated record. The transcript has 5 exons.
CAAGCCUAUAAAUGUAAAGACAACCCUUCAUAUUUAGCAGAUAAACCAGGUCUUGAGGUCCAGAGGGAGAUCAAGGAGAAAAUGAAGAGGUUACUUGGAGCAGUGCUUUUCGCAGCCUUGGUCACAGAAGGUUGCUCACUGAUUUGUCACAGAUGUAAUAGUCUUACUGGCAGCUGUGCAUUAAACACCACAACUGAGUGUAACAGAACGAUCCAUUCAACAUGCAGAUCGAUCAGUGUUGGUCUAGGCUUAAGUGGAAUUCGCAGCAAUUUCCUUGUGAGUGGCUGUGGAGACUGUUUUGGCCUCAUCUCCUUCAAUACUGGGAGUCUCUCCAGAUAUGUACACACCACCUGUUGCAGCUCCAACCUGUGCAAUGAUGAUGUUGUUCCAGACGAAGAGAACAGCACUCUGAAUGGCCUGGAAUGUCAUGGAUGUUUCACUGUUAGUGAGGCCGGGUGUACAAAUUUGCUGGCUAAAGUGAAAUGUCGAGGACAACAAGAUCGCUGUGUCCACACUUCAGGAGUUCUGACAGGGCUGGACCCAUCAAACUAUGUGCUCAAAGGCUGUGCUUCCGAUUUCCUUUGUCGAAAUCCCAACGACGGUCUUGGACUUUUCGCUGUCGACCCGACCAACGCUUUCUACUGCUGCAAGGGCAACAUGUGCAACCUGGAGUCACGGAACUUCACCCGAUCCACCACACCUGCCCCUACAACCACUUCCAGCACUGGUCCAACCCAACUCAAUGCCUCCACUGUUACCGCCCUGCUCCUGGUCUUCCUCAAACUUGUGCUCUGAACACAAUGCUUCACUCUUCAACUCGCUUUGACUGGUUGCAGCAUCUUGUGGAUGGAGUGAGGGCUCUUGAGAGAGAGGGAGAGUCCCAGCAUGCUCAGGGUGGUCAAACCCCUCUUGUCCAGCGGCUUUACAAACUCCCUCAAUCUCCUGCAGUGUAAAAUCCUUCAGCCCAUCCUCUCUCAAAGUUGGCUGUAUCAUGGCUAUGGUAUUAAAAGAUCUUUGUUCAA